GAGGGUUUGUUCCUUUUCAUUUCUUUCCGGGGGUAAAAAUGGCGACUGUGGAUUCUUCAAGCUCUUCUUCUGAAGAUAUUGAAACAAACCCUAAUCCUGAUUCUUCAAAAGCCACAAUCCCCGGUCCUCUCGGUUCCAAUUCCCCUGCCCUAUGUCUCUUCCAAUUCGCAGGAGACUCCGCCGCCGGUGCUUUCAUGGGAUCCAUCUUCGGCUACGGUUCAGGAUUGUUUAAAAAGAAAGGCUUUAAAGGAUCCUUUGUGGAGGCGGGAUCUUAUGCCAAGACGUUUGCAGUUUUGUCGGGUGUACACAGUUUGGUCGUUUGCUUUUUGAAGAGGUUGCGGGGAAAAGAUGAUGUUAUUAAUGCCGGUGUAGCUGGAUGUUGCACUGGAUUGGCUCUAAGUUUCCCAGGUGCUCCUCAGGAACUUCUACAGAGCUGUCUCACAUUUGGGGCAUUUUCGUUUAUCGUUGAAGGGCUUAACAAGCAGCAGCCGGCACUGGCACAUCCAUUUUCCGUUGGAAACAAGAGUGGGCGCUACAACGGACCUCGUCCUUUAGUGCUCCCUCUUUCACUCCCAAUUCCAGAGGAGCUGAAAGGAGCUUUUUCUUCUUUCUACAACUCAUUAGUAAAACUGAAUAAAGGCAAGUCUCCUACAGGCAACUGAUGGGAGGGGAGCCAUUGAUCAUUGUUAAUUGUCUGUCAUAUGUAGAUUUUCACGAUACAGCUCGAAUACUAGCUAA
Hibiscus syriacus is the source of this 738-nucleotide messenger RNA. Its product is annotated as chloroplastic import inner membrane translocase subunit TIM22-2-like. The transcript is spliced from 5 exons. Lineage: Eukaryota; Viridiplantae; Streptophyta; Magnoliopsida; Malvales; Malvaceae. Gene Ontology annotation, molecular function: transmembrane protein transporter activity. The coding region runs from base 39 to 662 and encodes 207 amino acids. Gene Ontology annotation, cellular component: chloroplast envelope; TIM22 mitochondrial import inner membrane insertion complex. The record is from RefSeq and is a predicted model, not a curated record. Gene Ontology annotation, biological process: protein targeting to chloroplast; protein insertion into mitochondrial inner membrane.